ACAGCCACAGCAUCUUGAGAAAAAUGCAGUACCAGAAAGCUGAUGCAUGGGGUUUCUACGUGCCAAUGAGGAGCAGGAACAUGGAGGAUCCGAUGGAGAGGAUUAGGAGGCUGGCUUCAGAGAGUGCAGUGGUGGUUUUCAGUUUGAGUAGUUGUUGCAUGUGCCACGCUGUGAAGAGGUUGUUUUGCGGAAUGGGGGUGAACCCGACUGUGUACGAGCUGGAUCAUGAUCCCAGAGGGAAGGAGAUUGAGAGGACAUUGAUGAGGUUGCUUGGAGCUUCUUCUGCUGUUCCUGCUGUGUUCAUUGGUGGCAAAUUGAUUGGCUCCAUGGACCGAGUCAUGGCUUCCCAUAUCAAUGGCUCUUUAGUGCCUCUUCUCAAGGAAGCUGGAGCUCUUUGGCUUUGAAUUUGGACAGAUAAUUCAUAAUAACACCAGUCUAACUAAUCUUAGAAUAAUAUGCUGUUUUUUUUUUUUAAUUUCGUUUUUUUAUAUUGAAAGUCUAAUAUUGUAACACUAGAGCUGAGAAUCUGUAAGGCUUAA
Molecule: messenger RNA, 539 nt
Organism: Mangifera indica (mango)
Lineage: Eukaryota; Viridiplantae; Streptophyta; Magnoliopsida; Sapindales; Anacardiaceae
Product: glutaredoxin-C1-like
Exons: 1
Coding region: 24-404 (126 amino acids)
Source: RefSeq, a predicted model, not a curated record